Molecule: messenger RNA, 3727 nt
Organism: Dunckerocampus dactyliophorus (ringed pipefish)
Lineage: Eukaryota; Metazoa; Chordata; Actinopteri; Syngnathiformes; Syngnathidae
Product: ankyrin repeat domain-containing protein 13C
Exons: 13
Coding region: 278-1831 (517 amino acids)
Cellular component (GO): cytoplasm
Molecular function (GO): protein binding
Source: RefSeq, a predicted model, not a curated record
GCGGAAGUCAUCAGGCGAAGUCAACGAGAGGCGCUCGUGUUGUGCUGACAGCAGCGAUGGCAGGAUAACGAGCACUUUCUUUUUACACUAACCACUGAAAAGCAGUUAAGUGUUUGGAUUUUCACAUCAAAGCGUCGCUUUUAAGCGUCUUUCAUGUUCUUUUAUUCACGUUGUUUGUCUGAAGACUUCCAGCUGGCGAAUCGCAUCAGUUGGCCCGGAGGGUUCUCGUCAGCAACGACGACACCCUCGGCUCCAUUCACGUCAGCGCUUUAAAAAAAUGACGGGAGAGAAGAUACGAUCCUUGCGGAAGGACCACAGGCUGAGUCAGGACGAUGACUUGCUGGAACCCGACAAAGAGGAGGCUGUCGCCGGGACGUUCACGGCUUCCAAGACGAACAAAAGCAGGGCGAGUCGAAUCUUUAGCAAUCACAAGUUAGUCAAGUCGGCAUCGCAGCAGAACCAACACGUCAAUGCAAACACACUGUCAACAUCUGAUGUCAUUAAUGACAACAACAAAAACCCCAUCGUCAGUAAUGGACAAGACUUUCCGGUCCAUGAAUGUGUGUUUAAUGGAGAUGUGCGACGCCUUUCGUCACUGAUCCGGACCCAAAACAUAUCCCAGAAAGACAUUCAUGGAAACACCCCGCUCCAUCUGGCUGUCAUGAUGGGCCACAAAGAAUGUGCCCAUCUGCUGCUGGCCCACAAUGCACCCGUGAAGGUGAAGAAUGCUCAGGGAUGGAGCCCCCUGGCAGAGGCUAUUAGUUACGGAGACAGACAAAUGAUAACGGCGCUGCUGAGGAAAUUAAAGCAACAGUCCAGAGAGAGCGUGGAGGAGAAGAGGCCGAAGUUGCUAACUGCGCUGAAAGAGCUUGGAGACUUUUACUUGGAACUUCACUGGGACUUCCAAAGUUGGGUGCCUCUGCUCUCCAGAAUUCUGCCUUCUGAUGCAUGCAAGAUCUACAAGCAGGGACUCAACAUCAGACUGGACACCACCUUGAUAGACUUCACGGACAUGAAGUGUCAGCGCGGUGACCUGAGCUUCAUCUUCAACGGCAACGCCGUCCCUUCGGAGUCUUUUGUGGUGCUGGACAACGAGCAGAAAGUCUACCAGCGGAUACACCACGAGGAGUCUGAGAUGGAGACGGAGGAGGAAGUGGACAUCCUGAUGAGCAGCGACGUUUACUCGGCCACACUCUCCACCAAGUCCAUCACCUUCUCCAGAGCACAGACCGGUUGGCUCUUCAGAGAAGACAAGACGGAGCGCGUUGGAAACUUCGUGGCGGAUUUCUACUCUGUGAACGGCCUGGUGCUGGAGUCGAGGAAGAGGCGGGAGCAUCUCAGCGAGGAGGACAUCUUGAGGAACAAAGCCAUCAUGGAGAGUCUGAGCAAAGGAGGGAACCUCACAGAUCAAAACUUUGAGCCCGUGAGGAGACAAUCUCUGACUCCGCCUUCACCCAACGUCGCAUCCUGGGAAGAAUACAUCACCGCUGACUACGGAAAAGCUCCUCAACUGGGGAGAGAGCUGGUGUGCAAAGAGAGCAAGAAAAACUUCAAGGCCACCGUCGCCAUGAGCCAGGACUUCCCUCUCAGCAUCGACUCGCUGUUGAAUGUUCUGGAGGUGAUCGCACCCUUCAAGCACUUUAAUAAACUCAGGGAGUUUGUCCAGAUGAAACUCCCCCCCGGUUUUCCUGUCAAACUCGACAUCCCCGUCUUCCCAACCAUCACAGCCACCGUGACUUUCCAGGAGUUUCGCUACGACGAGUUUGAGGAAUCCAUGUUUAGCGUCCCCAACGACUACAAGGAGGACCCGAGCCGCUUUCCCGACCUUUAACCCACCCUCCCCCACGCCAAAAACAGCAGCCGUUCCUGGACAGCCGUUACCUCCGACAGACAGAAUUGAGGCAACUUGAGUGACGGCUCGCUGGCGCCCCCUGCUGGAUGCUGCCGAGUACGUACCCGUACAUGCAAAAGCCGCGUUUCCAGCAAGCGAUGCAGGCGACACAAUCAGUAAAUGAAAGCUUUGUUGAAGAAAAAGCACAUUUUUGUCUUUCGGUACCAUGUGCCUCUGCAUUUGGGUGCCGAAAAGUACGAGACUGACUCCACUGCUUGGUGGGAUCACGUGUUUUAGUCGUGUUUGGAAAGACAAAACACUGAUUUUACUUCAGAGACACGCGUGUGCUUCUCUGGCCUGGUAACAUCAUGUGACGUGAUGUAUUUAACAUGCACACAUCUCCGAACAUGCACUCAACACACUUUUUUUCUGUUUUUUUAAAGUCACUGUACCACUUUUUGUUGGAAUUUACUUCAUGUUUUGCAACUUUUAACAGCCCCUGCAGCUUUUUUCACUUUGGGUUCUCAAUGAUCCACCUAAAAUGCCAUAAACACUGCGGUUUUUCAGGGGUUCCCAAAUGCGCCACCUAAAAUGUCGAAAGGUUCCGCGACAAAUGCGGAACAAAUCCUACUGUAAGUGGCUUGUUUUUUAUUUGGUACACUUCAAAAUUAAGCUGAAAAUAAGCUGCAAUGGUGCAAUGUAAAGAGAAAAGGCUCAAUUGUUGAUACUUCUAAGUUUUUUUUAAGCCUUUUUACAAAAUUGAAAAAAAAAUAUAUAAAAAGUUCCCCAACCCGCCUGGGUGGAAAAAGCUUGGACACGCCUGUCGUAAGGAAUGAAUGAAUCACUUUGUUUGGCACACGUUUUCUCACAACAUGUCUUCUGAAUGCGUUCUUUCUCCCUGUGGUGUGUACUCAGAUGUGUUUUGUUUUGUUCAUGCUGUCACAUGACUUGAUCCAACAACAUAGUGGAUUGUAAACAUGGUGGAAGUUGCUAUUUUUGUACAUAGACCUGUGUUUUUCAAGAAAAAUAUAUCUCUUCUGGUAUUUCUCUGGUGUGCUUGUUUUUUUUUAUUUCAAUACCGUAAUCCCUCGUCACUUUGCUCGUCCAAUUUUGUGACUUCAUAUAUUUCAUAAAUCCUGCUGUUUCAUGGUUGACUAUGGCCUAUCAGGCAAAAAUAUGCGCAUUUAAGCAAAUUGCAUGUAUUGUUUUGCCUAAAUGAAGCAUUCUUAAGCACAAAAAUGGCUAAACGAAGUAAAAUACAAAUAUAAGGCAUUCAGAAGACUCAUUCAAAGACGUUAUGAUGUGUAGUAUUCUACACUGGUCACUAGGUGUCAGUAAUGUUACAUUAAUAAGAGAACUACUUGGCGCUAAUAUGACUCCCAGUGCUAACGUACGGCCCGGCGACCCUCUGUAGUGCACAGCACAUUCAAACAAUACAAUUCUAGAAAGCAUUAGAAAAAUAAUAUUAGCACAACUGGAAAAAUAGCUGUGAUUUUAAAGAGAUAAAGUCUAUGUUAAGGGGGAAAACCUUAGAAUGAUGGAAAUAAAGUCAUAAUUACAAAAAGAAGAUGUUUAAGAAGAAAGAUUAUUUUAAGAAGAAUAUUUGGGGAAAAAAAUGGGAAAGAAAAACAAAGUUCAUAUUCAUAAUACACUUUUUCACCUACAGUAUAUCACAAAGCUGACAUGCUGUUUUUACUUGAAAUAGUGUGUAUAUAACUUAUUAGCAUUUAGAAAAUAUCAAAGUGACCCUUCCAUCCUUUCAUUUUUCAGUGUGGCCUUUGGUGGAAUAAGUCUGACCAGGACUGUCAGGGUGACUUUUGGGGUAUUAUUUCAUGUCCAAAGGCUUCUAGUAAUUUUAAAAACUGUAUUUAGAAGGUCAUAAACAGGUUUUCUAUG